GUGCAGCAGAGGACAAGGCUGGCCAUCCGAAGGAUGGCAAGAAAGCUGGAAAGAAGGAAGUGAAGGAUGGAAAGAAGAAGAAAAAGAAGGGGAAGAAAAGCUCUUCCUCGCCUUCGGAUGACGACAGCAGCUCCGCCGAGAAGAGCGACCUGGAGCUGGGCGACUGUGCUUCGCUCUUUGGCUUGGGGAAGAGGGACCUAGCCCGACCGGCCGGUUCCGUUCGCCUGGACGAUCUUAGCUGUCGCCAGCUUGGGUUCGCCGUUUCCAAUGUGGUGGAGGCGGUGAGCCCAUCGGAUAUAUUUGAGCUUGGCGGUGAGCUCGAAGGCCUGCUCAACGAUCGUGCUGCCACUGCGAAACGCAACAAGCACAUGACUGAGCACAACCUUGCUCUCUUCGAGGCCAAGACAGCGGCGACGGUCUGGAAGAAACGAAUGGCCACGCUUGUGCAAGCCCGUGCCUUGGAUGAAGCACUACUUACGCAGAGGUUGGUUACUGUUAAUUAG
Symbiodinium necroappetens is the source of this 503-nucleotide messenger RNA. The record is from the annotation of a GenBank genome assembly. Lineage: Eukaryota; Dinophyceae; Suessiales; Symbiodiniaceae.